Molecule: messenger RNA, 507 nt
Organism: Punctularia strigosozonata HHB-11173 SS5
Lineage: Eukaryota; Fungi; Basidiomycota; Agaricomycetes; Corticiales; Punctulariaceae
Exons: 1
Coding region: 1-507 (168 amino acids)
Source: RefSeq, a predicted model, not a curated record
AUGUCCAACUCUAGAGAAUCCUUGCACGCAAUGGCGGAGAGAUUUCAGGACGACAACUCCCUGAAGAAGGUUUUCAUUCAAGGGGCGCUCCGCAACAAGGACUUCGCGAACGCGGACGUAGACAGACACGUUCACUUAUUCUGGUUCAACGAGGACACUCCCGAAAUAACCGUUAUCGAAAUCUUGCAUCUGAGCGGUUCAUGGGGCUCGCUUCAGUUCGAGCACGCAAAGCGAAGCCGCCGCGCUGACUUUGAUGUGGUCAACGAGACGUACCUGCUCGGAUACUUUACUCGUGCCCAGCGCGACCAGAUCUGCAAGCUUGCGAAGGACGUCCAGUACAACCCAAAGUCACACGUGAACGGGUGCCGGGUUUGGAUGCGCGACUUGCUCGACGCCAUGAUGAAAGAUGCUCUCGUCAAAGCGAGCCCCCUGGCCAUCGAGCACAUCACCAGCAGCACUAGGAUCCCUCUGCCGUUCCGUCGGCCAGAACCCCAACGCGCCAACUAG